AUGUCCACCCUAUCGUCACUUGAGAAAUACAGCUUGUUUCGUGGGACCUUGAUGCUGGCAAUCAGUGUGGUAGUUCCAUUUGUUGGUCCAGAAACAUUUUUGAAAAUGCUACCCAACUUGGGUUUCCCAAAAGAGCUCGCAACUGCUUCUGGGGCCACUGUGAGCAUUGCAGGGUCGCUAAUGAUGCGAGAUUUGGGACUUGGUGUGGGCCAUCUUUUAGCUGCCAAGUUGAAAAAUGAGGUAUUGUCACGCUCCAUGGCAUUGGUCCAUGCUUUGGAAAUUGUUGGUAUCCUUUGCUAUUCGCCUUACGCUGCAAUGUUGAGCUUUUCUCCAUUUCUGGCUCUUGAUGCAGUGGCAAUCUUUGUGCUACCUGGACCUGAUGAUGCUGGCAAAAGAAAAUCCAAGUGA
Messenger RNA from Seminavis robusta, 408 nucleotides. NCBI's taxonomy places the organism in Eukaryota, Bacillariophyta, Bacillariophyceae, Naviculales, Naviculaceae. The record is from the annotation of a GenBank genome assembly.